GAUAUGGAGAAGGGCGCAAUGCGCGUACGCGUUAACCACGGAGGUACAGGGCUACCGUUGUACUUGUCGAGUUAUCAUCGUUUAUGAGGGAGUUGCGCGAACAAGUGGAAAAAGCUCGAAAGACUUGGUCAACCGUAGCCGAUGAAGACGAAGACGUCCGUACAGGGACGAGCUACGUUGCUCGUUCUUUAGCUGUGAAAUAUUUUUGUUUACGUCCUUUCAUCGAAUUAUCGGCUUGUUGGUGAUUUAUUUGAGUUCGUAUCGGGCAAAGUGGUCUCAAUCGAAUAACGAAGAGGAGGAAACGAGGAUUACCGUGUGGAGAAAUUAUUGUGACGCUUCCAAAUUGUUUCUCGAGAAUUCUUGAGAUUAAUAUAACAAAGCAGAAAAAAAAGCAAAAAAAAAAACAGCGUCAAGAUGAUGAAGUUCAAGCAGCAGGGGCUGGUCUCGGACCUGAUGCCCAACAUCAGGCUCAUGCAAAUCAGCGGACAUUUUAUGUUUAAUUAUUACGCCGAUGGCAUGAAAUUCAUGCACAAAAUUUACUGUGUUGUUCAUCUUGUUUUGGUUCUUGUUCAAUUCGGUUUAUGCCUCGUAAAUAUGGCUAUGGAAAGCGGGGACGUUGAUGACCUUACGGCAAACACGAUAACCGUCCUAUUCUUCACCCACAGUAUAGUAAAAUUGGGUUAUUUCGCUGUACGGAGCAAAUUGUUUUAUCGGACUCUCGCGAUAUGGAACAAUCCGAACAGCCAUCCACUUUUUGCGGAGAGUAACGCGAGAUAUCACGCGAUAGCACUGACAAAAAUGCGAAGAUUACUCUUCGCGGUUGGCGGUGCUACCGUUCUCUCGGUUCUAUGCUGGACCGGCAUCACAUUCGUCGGUGACUCGGUUAAAAAAGUCAUUGAUCCCGUAACCAAUGAAACGACUUUUGUCGAGAUUCCAAGACUGAUGGUUCGAUCGUUUUAUCCAUUCGACGCGAGUCAUGGAAUGGCUCACAUUCUCACACUGGUCUAUCAAUUCUAUUGGCUGGUAUUCACCAUGUUUGACGCUAAUUCGAUAGACGUACUUUUCUGCUCAUGGUUGUUGUUCGCAUGUGAGCAACUGCAGCAUCUUAAGCAAAUUAUGAAACCUCUUAUGGAACUCAGUGCAACCCUUGACACGGUUGUUCCGAACAGCAACGAACUAUUUAAGGCCGGUAGCGCGGAACACUUACGAGAUAAUACGAACAACGUGCAGCCGCCUCCACCUUCGGCACAAGGUGAAAAUAUGCUCGAUCUUGAUUUACGAGGGAUUUACAGCAACCGUCAAGAUUUCACUGCUACUUUCCGACCUACCGCCGGUACUCAAUUCAACGGUGGUGUCGGACCAAAUGGAUUGACCAAAAAGCAAGAAAUGCUCGUCAGAAGCGCCAUCAAAUACUGGGUCGAGAGGCAUAAGCACGUUGUUAGAUUGGUAACAGCCAUUGGAGACGCUUAUGGCGUUGCACUCCUGUUUCACAUGUUGAUCACCACUAUCACAUUGACACUUUUGGCUUAUCAAGCUACGAAGGUGCACGCGGUCGACGUCUACGCCGCAACGACCAUAGGAUACUUGUUGUACAGUCUCGGCCAAGUAUUCCUUUUCUGCAUAUUUGGUAACCGUCUGAUUGAAGAGAGUUCAUCGGUAAUGGAAGCUGCGUAUUCUUGUCAUUGGUACGACGGUUCUGAGGAGGCAAAGACGUUUGUGCAAAUCGUUUGUCAGCAGUGUCAAAAAGCCAUGUCAAUAUCAGGAGCGAAGUUCUUCACGGUUUCCUUAGAUCUUUUCGCUUCGGUACUCGGAGCAGUCGUCACGUAUUUCAUGGUGUUGGUACAACUCAAGUGAAUGCAACGCUUGUUGACGAAUUUUUCGUCAGUAAAGAGGAUUAUUAACAAGGAUAACACUGAAAAGAAGCAAGUGAUGAUUUAUUACGGCUUCGAGAAAGGAGGAAUAGUUUUGAUUAAUCGGGAUCGACUCGUGAUUACCGAUCGGGUCGACUUUGUGGUGCGGAUAGCCCGAAAAACGGAAGCGUGUGUGGACCGAGCCUUUUUUUCAAUCUCUUUAUUCAACCUGUAACAUUGUGAGUCGGCGAAAUUGGAAAUUUGCUAUGCGUUGUUAAUGAUAGGCUGCAGUAUUUGAAAAUUGGGACAACAAAUUGAAUACAAAACAUUUUUCAACCAUAAAAUUCUUUAACAACUACAUGAAUGUAUCGCGUAAAGCUCGAAUGACUAGCACACAGAUUAAUGUUCCAUAUAAACUGCACUCAAUUUGGAGAACAAAGUACGCUAAACUUCUUACAUUAAUUUAAUUCUACAACGGCGAUAAUAAUCGUACGUAAUAAAAGAUGAAAAAAAUGGCAUCUAUUUUUCUUUUAGAUGAUUUAAAUAUAUUUUAAAACUUUGUUUCUUUUUCGUAAUACACAUUUUUUGACAACUUAUCAAUGCAGAUUAUGAAUCAUCGAUAAUUUAGUAAUGCGGAUGAAGCGAGGCGCAAGUUUGUCAAUUACUCGUUACCUAAGAAUGAUUACCUCAGAUUAUGCAUGAACGAUAGAAUAAUAAUAAUAAUAAUAAUAAUGAUAAUAGUGAUAAUAAUGACGACGAUGAUGAUGAUGAAUUUGUGAAAAGCUUGCGCUCUGCGUUAAUGGAGUUUCAGAAAAAAGUACAUGUAAAUACAAACUUAUCGCAAGUAUAUAUUAAAUAUCAAUGUUGAAAAAUGUUGAAUUAACCCUCACAACACGAUGCUCUUGAUUUGAAAAUAUUCUCUUAUAGAAUACAUUGAGAUCGGAGGAACGCGAACUUUUGAAGGUUAAUAUUUGUUUGAUUCUACUGAAACUGUUGUAGGAAACAAAAUUCUACAAGUACUCACGUUUUUGACUGUUUUUUUUUCUUUCGUAAUAUGGUAAACACUAUGGAAAUCACCAAGAUAUAUUAUUAUACCUUCAUUGUCUUAUAUUUACCCUUGAUCUUUACUUAUGCCUUUUUUCUCGAAGCAAGUAACAUUUUUUUAUACAUAUAUAAGAAGAUUGUAUUCGUAAAAAAGGAUUAAUAAAUUUCGAAAUAACGACACGAGGACUAUUUUGUGAGAACAGAAA
Venturia canescens is the source of this 3100-nucleotide messenger RNA. RefSeq names its product odorant receptor co-receptor (gene Orco). The record is from RefSeq and is a predicted model, not a curated record. Gene Ontology annotation, cellular component: plasma membrane. Bases 415 to 1854 code for a protein of 479 amino acids. The transcript has 8 exons. Gene Ontology annotation, biological process: sensory perception of smell; detection of chemical stimulus involved in sensory perception of smell. Gene Ontology annotation, molecular function: olfactory receptor activity; odorant binding. Lineage: Eukaryota; Metazoa; Arthropoda; Insecta; Hymenoptera; Ichneumonidae.